AUGGGACCAAUGGUGAAGAACGUACUGGAUCAUUUAAUGAAAAAAGACAAAGGAUUAGAAGAAAAUGAACGUGAUAGGCAAUGGGAAGGAUGGUUAGAUAGUCAUUUAGGUUGGUGUGAAUGGAAAGCACUUGCAAGUGCUCACGAGUGUGCAUUUAUUUGGCUUCCAAAGUUAGAAAAGCUAGAAAAGGAAAAUACAAAUCACCCAAUGGAAAGAGGCCCUAGAUUGAGUUCAUCUCCUAAUCAAUUCGGUAUCAGUUUGAAAACAAUGGAACAAACGAGACUUCAAGCAAAGGUCACCAGGCUACAGGCAGAUCGAACAGAAGCCUAUGACCCCAACACCGAUCCUUCAAACCCUCAAAAACUCUUUGAAAAAAUCACCAAAUUAGAAGGUUUCAAUGUUUAUAAAGAUCAACUAGAAGAAGAAGAAGAAUUAGAUUUAAAGAUGAAAGAAGUUGAACAUCAACAACCGUUUUUGUUCCAUGAUUUACAAAGAAAUCCAAAUGAUGUACAAAAACGUAUUGUAUUGUAUGAUAAAGAUCAAGAUGAGAAAACUGUGGAAACUUAUGUCAAAGCUAUCAAGACUAUCAAUCCUAAAAAAGCGACGGCUAAUUUUGAUCAAAUACUUGUAAAUUUUGCUAAACGGUCUGAAGAAUCUGGUUAG
This is a messenger RNA of Melampsora larici-populina 98AG31, 663 nucleotides long. RefSeq lists its product as uncharacterized. The record is from RefSeq and is a predicted model, not a curated record. NCBI's taxonomy places the organism in Eukaryota, Fungi, Basidiomycota, Pucciniomycetes, Pucciniales, Melampsoraceae. The transcript has 4 exons. The coding region runs from base 1 to 663 and encodes 220 amino acids.